Messenger RNA from Leptidea sinapis, 2903 nucleotides. RefSeq names its product lipase 1-like. Gene Ontology annotation, molecular function: hydrolase activity, acting on ester bonds. The record is from RefSeq and is a predicted model, not a curated record. The transcript has a single exon. NCBI's taxonomy places the organism in Eukaryota, Metazoa, Arthropoda, Insecta, Lepidoptera, Pieridae. Bases 5 to 1195 code for a protein of 396 amino acids.
CAAAAUGUUGACAGGACUGUAUUUUAUUAGAACUAGAUUAAUUUUCGGAAUAAUAUUAAUAACGUUUGCUUUCGUUGAUGAAAGGCAGUGUCUUUUUAUAAAUAAUUCAUCAAAUUUCUUUAGUCUGGCCCAAAAAUAUGGUUACAAGCCUGUGAAGUAUGAAGUUACAACGGACGACGGUUAUAUGCUUAGCCUUUUUCGUAUCCCUGGAAACGGAACACCGAUCCUUUUUUUACAUGGAUUAGAAGACAGCUCCGAUUCUUGGAUUCUCAGAGGAAAAGGCUCGUUGGGCAUUAAAUUGACCAGCAAAGGCUACGAUUGCUGGUUUGCCAAUUUUCGAGGCAACAGAUAUUCACGUAAACAUGUCACCAUAAAUCCAGACCAGGAGCGUUUUUGGGACUUCAGUUUCGAAGAGUUUGGUAUCUACGACAUACCAGCCUUGAUUGACACAAUACUGAACUCCACUCAUGCAUCCAAAGUAAAUGUGAUUGCACAUUCCCAGGGUACCACAUCAAUGUUUGUCCUAUUGUCGUCCAGAGAAGAAUAUAAUGAUAAAGUCAAUCUCGUCAUUAACUUAGCCCCAAUGUGCUUUAUGGAAAAUAUACCACCACCUGUUUUAUCUAUGGCUCAGUAUACAAACGAGAUCAACGACAUCUUCAAAAAUUUUAGUGUAAACGAGGUUUUAGGUUUUUACAGUGCAGAAUCAAAAGCUCUUCGUUCGUUGUGUGCAUUGCCCUUGUUUGGUUACAGAUUGUGCCUUAUUGGGAUUUUAUCUACAAUUGGUGGUAAUGAUGCAGCUGAAAUAGAAUCAGAUUUCUUUCGCUAUCACAUUAAUAAUCAUUUUCCAGCGGGCACUUCUACAAAAUCAUUUGCCCAUUAUGGACAGAUAUUGCAACAUAAGUCGUUCCAACGAUAUGAUUAUGGUGAUUUAGAAAACAUGAAUAAAUACGCAUCCUCAAAGCCACCGGAAUAUGAUCUUGGCAAAAUAAGGACAAAAACCGCUUUGUUAGUUGCACAAAACGAUAAUUUCUCGAGAAUUUCUGAUGUGGAGCGUUUAAAAAAACAGUUAGUUAAUAUGGUCAACUAUACGAUACUGCCCCGGAAGCAAAUGAAUCACUACGAUUUUUUAUGGGGAGCAAAUACAAAAGACUAUUUAGAUCCAACUGUUUUUGAAGUGCUACGACAAUUUGGUUAAAUACACUUAAUACUCAAGAGGUUCCAUUGCUUUGUUGCUGAAAUGCAACGUAGGCGACAGUUUUCAUAUUUAUUUAUAUUUCGUGUACCUACGAUAAAAAAGAAGUUCAUUAAUCUAACAUUUCACAGUUGUAUGUACAGUGCUGCGACCACGCCUGAUUCUGCCACAGCAUAGCGGUGAACUUGUAGUGUUGUGUUGGUUUACAAGGUGUGGAUUUCUGACACAUCAGACAUCUAAGUAACAGGUUGACACGUGCAAUGAGAUAUUGUUCAUAAGGUUCAUGUCAUCAAUGCCGUACGCUAUGUUACAGUUUUUUGUAACUGAUGCCAUUACAACAUGGCAGCAUCAUUGACAUACUCAUAGAUAAUAACACUUUAAACCAGAGAAGUUCCAUUGAUGUUUUAUUUUGUAAAAUCAGUGUACCCAGGCUAAGAGAUGGCGCUGCGUUACUUUUACGCCCGUAGCGUACCGUCGCUAGAUGUCGCCCAUUAUGUUAAUAUCUACUAUUAUUGUAGCUCAAGAAAGUUAGCCCCCAGAUUUUUUUUUUUUUUAAUACAUCGUUAGUUCGCCAUUUGUUCUUGAUUGUUCUCUAUAAACAUUUGUUUGUUCUCGAUUUUUUUUUAAUUUGCAAUUCAAUAAAAUUGGUUAGGUAGGUUAUGUUAGACCAGUUAAAACAACGCACGAGCCGAGCGUAGCGUGCCGCGGCAGCGGCCGGCGAGUGCCAGAACCAAAUAGUAGGCGUUUCCCCCCAUUUUUAAUUAAUUGUUUUUAAAUAAACAACAAAAGAACAAACAAUUAUUUACAGCGAACAAUUAAGAACAAACUACGAACUAACGAUAUGCGAUAUUGAAAAUUCAAAAAUAGAAAAAAAUUUUUUUUUGGGGUGCUAAGUUUGAUGAGCCUAUUAUUGUAAACCUUAUUGAUUGCAUAUUGAUUAUUAUUGUAGUUUGUUAUUUAUUUGUGGAUGGAUAUUCUUAUUCGUGUGUAAUGUUCGAAGGUUACCUUUAAAGUAAGACUAGGCGUGCUAUGGUUACAACACGAUAGCAAAGAAUUUGUAAUAGUACAAGAAACGAUAGUCAAAUAUUGUUUUAGUAACUUAAGUAUUUUCCUUUUACUACUAGCUUCACCUAUCCAGCAUGUAUGUAAAAUGAUCGCCAUUGUAAUGAAGUUGCAGCGUACCAAAUAAAAUAGAUGGCAGCACUUUCAAUGCAAUUUUUUUUUUAUGUGCCAAUAUAAGGUAGCUGCAGCCUCCUGGACACACUGGUGUGUCUACAGGUGUAGGCCAGCCUAGCGGAACUCUAAGAAAAAAGCGAUUGUAUAAGACGUGCAGUUGGUAAUUACGUUGAUAGAUUGACAGAUGACAGCUAUAAUCUUGUAAAAAACGGAGAUAGCCGAAAUCUGCUACGUUUUAGGAGACUGUUCACUUUCAAACUUAGCCGGAUUAUACUUCGUCAACAUAAUAUUGUACCUACUAUUUCAAACUUAUCAAAUCACUGUACGUUUCAUACUAAACUAUAUUUCAAUUUUUACUUAGGAAGUCCCUCCCGCCUUUUAUUAUGUAGUAUUUACAACCUCUUUGCUGUAAGCGGUAUAUUUUGAAACAUCCGAUGACAUCGAUUUGAAGUUGUCAGGCAUCCAUUCACCACAUAAUACAAUGUCAUUCUAACACUAUAUAAAUGUCGUUGACUUAAUAUAUAAAUACAAUAAA